GAAAAUGGCAGCUACACCACCGGCUCGAAACCUCGCUCUUUCUGAGGACGAACAGGAAGAAGUGGAAGAAGAAAAUCAGCCUCAAGUUCCAGCAAUUUCCCCGCCCGUUGAUGUGGAAGCUCUGGCCAAGACGAUGACCAGUGUCCUGAUCAGCGGUGGCAGCGAGGAGCCUCGCGGCUCGAGGGAAGAGAUGCAGCUGUUCGAGGCCAAGGAGCACCCGGGAGAGGCCUUCGAGAGGAUGCAGCAGAUGAGAGAGGAGCAGAAACUCUGCGACGUGGUGCUGGAGGUCGGCGGGGAAGAAAUCCUGGCGCACCGUCUCGUCCUGGCCGCUUCCUCCCAGUACUUCUCCUCCAUGUUCGCCGGUGGCAUGAGAGAGAGCCGACAAGAGAGAGUGGAGUUGAAGGAGGUGGAGGCUGGAGCCAUGAAACUCCUGGUGGAGUUUGCCUACACCUGCAAGCUGGAGAUCACGACACAGAACGUACAGUCAGUCAUGAUGGCCAGCUCAAUAUACUCCUUCCCCUCGGUGUUUGAGGCAGCAGCCAAGUUCCUCGAGUGUCAGCUUCACCCUUCCAACUGUCUGGGGAUCAGGUCUUUUGCACGGACCUAUGGCAGCACGCGACUAGUACAACUCGCAUCCGAGUACUUCCAGAGCCAUUUCAUGGAUGCAAUCAAGAACGAGGAAUUUCUCUCGCUCUCCGGAGAUGACCUUGCCUGGUUACUGGACAGUGAUGACGUGAACGUAAGGAGCGAAGAAGAUGUUUACCGAGCGGUGGAGACGUGGCUGGGUGUCCGUACGGAAGAGAGAGUGCCUCAUCUCCCGGCUCUCAUUAGCGUUGUCCGUCUUCCUCUGCUCUCCACUUCCUUCCUCACCGAACAGGUCGAGGCAAACCCCUUUGUCAGAAAGAGCCUCAAAUGCCGAGAUUUUGUCGACGACGCCAAAAACUUUCACCUGAUGCCAGAGAAAUUCUGGCACCUGGAGGAUCGGAGGUUCCACCCCCGCAAGUCGACCGUGGGGAUGUUGUUUGCAGUGGGAGGAAGAGGCGCUAUUGGAGAGCCUUUCAGCAGCGUAGAGUGUUAUGACUUCAGGACAAAUUCCUGGCAUGAAGGACCGGAGCUGUGCUCACGGCGACGUCAUGUGGGCGUGGCCUACCUGGACGGGAAGCUGUAUGCAGUGGGCGGGCACGACGGUCAUCAACAUCUCAACUCAGUUGAAUGCUACGACCCCAAGAAGGGGGUGUGGCAGUACGUGCAGCCAAUGAAGACCCUCAGGAGAGGCAUUGCUGUUGGAGCCAUCGGAGGACCCAUGUACGCUGUCGGAGGACUGGAUGACGUCAACUGCUACCGUACUGUGGAGAGGUACGACCCCCAGAGUGACGAGUGGACUGAGGUCUGCAGUCUCCGGUCCCCACGGGGCGGGGUGGGCGUGGCCCAGCUCGGCAAGUAUCUGUAUGCAGCGGGCGGGAAUGACGGGAGUGCCUCCUUGCAGACUGUGGAGAGGUAUGAUCCUCAUGUUAACAAGUGGACCGAGGUGGCUCCCAUGGCAAAGAGACGAGCGGGGGUGGGCGUGGUCGCUCUCAAUGGCUAUCUGUACGCAGUCGGAGGGUUUGACGAUGCAUCUCCACUGGACACAGUUGAGAGAUACAACCCCAAGACCAAUUCCUGGCAGUUCAUGACCUCCAUGCACGUCUGUCGCGGUGGUGUCGGUCUCUCUGCCGUCGGUGGCUACCUGUUUGCAGUGGGCGGGCACGAUGGGAAGGCCUACCUUAACACUGCCGAGAUAUACUCCCCCAACUCCGACUCCUGGUCACCCAUCGCCUCCAUGGCAACCAGUCGAGCUGGGGCCGGCGUGAUUGCCUUCCCCUUGCUCUCACUCAGUGGGGGGAGUGGCUCACACACUACCCCACCAGAGUCACUGGAGUCUCUGUAGCCACACCCCCUGUUGCCACGACUACUGUUUGUGUGCCCCACCAUUUCCCCCCAGACUCCAUCAUCAGACGUUGUUGUCUUCAGUCAUCUCUUGUGUGUCUGUCAGUUUUUUUCACCAGUCAAGCA
This is a messenger RNA of Geodia barretti, 2052 nucleotides long. NCBI's taxonomy places the organism in Eukaryota, Metazoa, Porifera, Demospongiae, Tetractinellida, Geodiidae. The record is from the annotation of a GenBank genome assembly.